CUUGGGUAGCUUCAUCUCCCUCCAGCAAAGAUGUUGCAUCACCCACUCAGAUGAUAGGAGAUGGGUGUGAUCUCGGCAUCGGAGACGAGGAAGGGGGGACCGGCCUGCCGUAUCCCUGCCAGUUUUGCGAUAAGUCCUUCAUUCGCCUGAGCUACCUUAAAAGGCAUGAGCAGAUUCACAGCGACAAGCUACCGUUCAAAUGCACCUACUGCAGCCGACUUUUCAAGCACAAGAGGAGCAGAGACCGGCACAUUAAGCUGCACACGGGGGACAAGAAGUACCACUGCCACGAAUGCGAGGCGGCCUUCUCCCGCAGUGACCACCUCAAGAUCCACUUGAAGACCCACAGCUCAAGCAAACCCUUCAAGUGCACGGUCUGCAAACGGGGGUUCUCCUCCACCAGCUCCCUGCAAAGCCACAUGCAAGCGCACAAGAAGAACAAGGAGCACCUGGCCAAGAGUGAGAAGGAGGGGAAGAAGGACGACUUCAUGUGUGACUACUGCGAGGAGACCUUCAGCCAGACCGAAGAACUGGAGAAGCACGUCAUGACCCGCCAUCCACAGUUGUCUGAAAAGGCUGACUUGCAGUGCAUCCAUUGCCCGGAGGUCUUUGCCGAUGAAAAUUCUCUCCUGUCCCACAUCCACCAAGCUCAUGCCAACAAAAAACAUAAGUGUCCCAUGUGCCCUGAGCAGUUCUCUUCCGUGGAAGAAGUUUAUUGCCACUUAGAUAGCCAUCGACAGCCUGAUUCCAGCAACCACAGCAUCAGCCCAGAUCCCGUCUUGGGCAGCGUGGCCUCCAUGAGUAGUGCCACACCAGAUUCCAGUGCAUCGGUGGAACGGGGCUCCACACCUGACUCGACCCUGAAACCCUUGAGGGGGCAAAAGAAAAUGAGAUCAUUGGAAAGGGAAGAGGGCCAGACUUGGUCAAAGGUAGCCUACAGCUGCCCUUAUUGCACCAAACGCGACUUUAACAGUCUCGCUGUUUUGGAGAUCCAUCUGAAGACCAUCCAUACAGAUAAACCUCAGCAAAACCACACAUGCCAGAUUUGCCUUGAAUCCAUGCCUACCUUAUACAACCUGAACGAACACGUGCGGAAAGUGCAUAAAAACCAUGCCUAUCCGAUGAUGCAGUUCAGCAACAUCUCUGCUUUCCACUGUAACUAUUGCCCAGAGAUGUUUGCCGAUAUCAACAGUCUGCAGGAACACAUCCGUAUUGCCCAUUGUGGGCCGGGAGCCACAGCACAAGAUGGUAACAACGCCUUCUUUUGCAACCAGUGUUCCAUGGGCUUUCUCACCGAAGCUUCUCUGACUGAGCACAUCCAGCAAACUCACUGCAACAUUGGGAACUCCAAGUUGGAUUCUCCUGUGGUUCAACCCUCUCAGUCUUUUAUGGAGGUUUAUUCCUGUCCGUAUUGCACGAACUCGCCCAUUUUUGGCUCCAUCCUCAAGCUAACAAAACAUAUUAAAGAAAACCACAAGAACAUUCCACUGGCACACAAUAAAAAGUCCAAAGGUGAGCAGAGCCCAGUGUCUUCGGAUGUUGAAGUUUCUUCCCCCAAAAGACAACGGCUUUCUGCUAGUGUCCAUUCUGUUUCCAAUGGCGAAUAUCCGUGCAAUCAAUGUGAGCUGAAGUUCUCCAACUUUGAAAGUUUCCAGACCCAUUUGAAGUUGCACUUAGAGUUGCUGUUAAGGAAGCAGUCGUGUCCUCAGUGCAAAGAAGACUUUGAUUCCCAGGACUCUCUUCUGCAGCAUCUCACUAUCCAUUACAUGACGACCUCAACACAUUAUGUCUGCGAGAGCUGUGACAAGCAAUUUUCGUCGGUGGAUGAUCUGCAGAAGCAUCUCCUGGACAUGCAUACGUUUGUCUUAUACCAUUGCACCCUGUGUCAAGAAGUUUUCGACUCCAAAGUAUCCAUCCAAGUGCAUUUGGCAGUCAAGCACAGUAAUGAGAAGAAAAUGUACCGCUGCACAGCAUGUAACUGGGAUUUUCGGAAGGAGGUGGACCUCCAGAUCCACGUGAAGCAUAGCCAUUUGGGGAACCCUGCCAAGUCACACAAGUGCAUCUUCUGUGGGGAGACCUUCAGCACAGAGGUGGAGCUGCAGUGCCACAUCACGACCCACAGCAAAAAAUACAACUGCAAAUUCUGCAGUAAGGCGUUCCAUGCCAUUAUUCUGCUCGAAAAACAUUUGCGGGAGAAGCAUUGUGUCUUUGAUGGAGGUGCUGAGAAUGGCACGGCCAAUGGCAUGACACCAGCCAGCAAGAAGGCCGAGUCGACAGAUAUCCAGAACAUGUUGAUCAAAAACCCAGAUACAUCCAAUAGCCAUGAAGCUAGCGAGGAUGACAUUGAUGCCUCUGAACCUAUGUACGGUUGUGAUAUUUGUGGAGCUGCGUAUACAAUGGAAGUCCUUCUGCAGAACCAUCGUUUGCGGGAUCAUAACAUCCGACCUGGGGAGGAUGAUUGUUCCAGGAAGAAAGCGGAGUUCAUCAAAGGGAGUCACAAGUGUAACAUCUGUUCAAGGACCUUUUUCUCAGAGAAUGGCCUCCGGGAACACAUGCAGACCCAUCGGGGUCCAGCAAAGCAUUACAUGUGUCCUAUUUGUGGGGAGCGCUUCCCAUCGCUCCUGACCUUAACGGAACAUAAAGUAACUCACAGCAAGAGCUUGGACACGGGCACAUGUCGGAUCUGCAAAAUGCCACUGCAAAGUGAAGAGGAAUUCAUUGAGCACUGCCAGAUGCAUCCUGAUCUUAGGAAUUCCCUCACCGGGUUUCGUUGUGUUGUCUGCAUGCAGACAGUCACCUCGACUCUGGAGUUGAAAAUCCACGGAACGUUCCAUAUGCAAAAAUUGGUAGGGAGCUCGGCCACGUCAUCGCCCAACGGCCAGGCUUUGCAGAAAUUCUACAAGUGUGCUCUGUGCUUGAAAGACUUCAGAAACAAGCAAGACCUGGUGAAACUGGAUGUUAAUGGUCUACCAUAUGGUCUGUGUGCUGUUUGCAUGGCUCGGAGCACCAAUGGACAGUCCUUGGGCCUGACUGUACCAGACAUUAGCGAAAGACCUUGUGGUAGUCUGAGAUGUCCAGAGUGUAGUGUCAAAUUUGAAAGUGCUGAAGAGCUAGAGAGCCAUCUCCAGCUGGAUCAUCGAGACCUGACGCCUGAAACCAGUGGCCAAAAGAAGGGUACACAGACAUCCCCCAUUCCCAGAAAGAAGACCUACCAGUGUAUCAAGUGCCAGAUGACCUUUGAAAAUGAAAGAGAGAUACAGAUCCACGUUGCAAAUCAUAUGAUUGAGGAAGGCAUCAAUCAUGAGUGCAAGCUGUGUAACCAGAUGUUUGACUCUCCAGCAAAGCUCCUGUGUCACCUGAUUGAGCACAGCUUCGAGGGGAUGGGAGGUACAUUCAAAUGCCCUGUUUGUUUUACAGUUUUUGUACAGGCAAAUAAAUUGCAGCAACAUAUCUUUGCUGUCCAUGGACAAGAGGACAAAAUUUAUGAUUGUUCACAGUGUCCGCAGAAGUUCUUUUUCCAGACUGAACUUCAGAACCACACGUUGAGCCAGCAUGCUCAGUGAGCGUAGCACGACAGGAGCCCUCUCUGCGGAGGACUUGACGGAAACUCAGUGGGGGAGGACCAUUUGAACAUUACAUCCAAUCAAAGUGUCAUUUGCAACCCAGAUGUAAAACUCUAAUGAUUUGGCCAUGAGGCGCUGCUAUUAUAAGCAGCUGGAAAUGAAUAUUAAUGGAAGAGAUUAAAAGUAUUCCAUGCACAGUAUUUUUUAUUGUCCUGCUUGAGCUAAAGUGAACUUUAAACCUUCUGCUUCUAACUGAAUUUAUAGUUGCUAGAUAAAAAAAAAAAAUCUGCUUUUGAUGCGCUUAUUCCUUUGUUGCUUCUUGUAUUAUACGGAUAGUUCUAGAUUUAGGAGUGAUUCCCUCGCCCCCUCUUUUUUUUUUUUUUUUCCUUUUCUUUCUUUUUUUUAGUUUGGACUUUAUUUUCCUUCCCUGUUUAACCGCUUUUUUUUCAUUGCAAUUUUUAGGUAAUUGUGCAUCGUGAUGUGACGGCUUGGCUAUUGUCUGAAUAUAUUAUUUUUUACACUAUUUCGUUUUGGUUUUUCGGUUGGUUCUUUUUUUUCUUUUUCUUUUUUAACAAUUAAAGACUAAAUGCUUUGAUUGGAUUUGCCAGUUCACCGGACAGUGAUUAAUUAAAAAAAAUGUAAUAAUGAAUAUCAUCAGUUUCAGUGCAACUGGAUGAUCUGCUUUAUAAAUGUGACUGAAUCUGAUUGCAUUAACUAAUACAGUUCAAUAAAGGGAAUACAUUGGAUGAA
Messenger RNA from Protobothrops mucrosquamatus (brown spotted pit viper), 4313 nucleotides. RefSeq names its product zinc finger protein 423 (gene ZNF423). NCBI's taxonomy places the organism in Eukaryota, Metazoa, Chordata, Lepidosauria, Squamata, Viperidae. Gene Ontology annotation, cellular component: nucleus. The coding region runs from base 51 to 3563 and encodes 1170 amino acids. Gene Ontology annotation, molecular function: DNA-binding transcription factor activity, RNA polymerase II-specific; RNA polymerase II transcription regulatory region sequence-specific DNA binding. Gene Ontology annotation, biological process: regulation of transcription by RNA polymerase II. The transcript is spliced from 5 exons. The record is from RefSeq and is a predicted model, not a curated record.